Messenger RNA from Anolis sagrei ordinatus, 1214 nucleotides. NCBI's taxonomy places the organism in Eukaryota, Metazoa, Chordata, Lepidosauria, Squamata, Anolidae. The record is from RefSeq and is a predicted model, not a curated record.
AAACUAUAUAUUUUUCAGGUGGGGUGUCAUGGCUUGACAACAGAGAAAGUGCACAGCCGAUGAUUUGUGUCCUGGAGCAGAAGUUGUGGUUUGUGUGUGUGCAUGCUUGUACAAAGUUUGGCUGGGGUGGUUCCACUUCUGCUUUCUGUCACAAGGACAAAUUGCCUCCUCUGCUGCACAAAAGCCACACCGGUUCCAGCUGGACAGCUCGGGAGUUUUCUCUUUGCAGCCGCCAGUGAGACCCCCUCGUGCCCUCUUCUUGGCUGGGGAUGGCCCAAGGAGUGACCUAUGCUGACCUGAGGUUUGUGAAAAAGCCUCCCAGGAAGAAGGUCCCACAGCAAGGGACUGGAGCCGAAGAUGGGGAGCUCACCUAUGAGAACAUCCAGGAGUCCAGCAGGCCCCAUCAGGCGGAGGAGCCCCCAAGCACCCCCAAAGGGGAGGCAGGCUCAGGCCGCUGGAGCUGGAAAGCCGGCCUGGCAGUGCUGACCGCCACCCUCCUCCUCCUCCUCCUCCUGGCCACCGCCAUAGGACUCGGGGUCCGAUACUGGCAGGUCUCUGGGCAGCUCAGGUGGGCAUCCCAAGCACGUGCGGAGCUCAGCAGCGCCCAGGAAGGGAGCCUGGCCCAGAUGGAGGUCCAGCUGCACCGGGCCAAGGAGGAGCUCAACUCCACGCAGAAGGCCCUUUGGAGGAGCCAGGAGGCCACCAGAAAGACUCAGAAGCAGCUCCAAGAAGCACUGGAGGAGGCCAACCACACCCUGGAGACCCUGAAGCAGAAGGAGGAAGAGCUGCAACGGGCAACGUCCUGCCAGCAGACUGGCUGCUGCCCCUCUGGCUGGAGGCUCUUCCGCUGGAGGUGCCUCCUGGUCUCCGAGCAAGAGAAGAAUUGGGAAAACAGCCAGAAGGACUGUCAAGAGAGGGCGUCCCGGCUGCUGGUCCUGAAGGAGCCCUUGGAGGCCACAGCACUGGAGGCUGUGAUUCCUUUGUCAUGGCAGCAGUACUGGAUCGGGCUUAAAAAAGAAAACAAAGUGAUCGUCUGGGGCCCCUGGGCCUGGAUUGACAAUUCCCCUUUCUCUUGGGACCUUGGAGAAUGCAACAAUAAUGGCUACUGUGGGCGACUGAGGCAGGGGUCCCUCCUGCAAUGCAGCUGUGGAGGGAAGUCCAGGUACAUCUGUGAGCAGCCCGCCCUCCCCAUGCAGGUGGCCUAGGCUCCUUGA